AUGGCCCGUAGCCAAACGCCGCAAGGCAGCUUACGGCAAAGAAAUGUUGGCCCCAAAAGGACGGACUCGAACGACUCCGCCGCCCCUGAGGUAGAGCUUGACAAGCUUGCGAAGGCUGCGAUGAAGAAGAAUACGUCUACCUGCGAACGAGAUCACUGGGCCGCCUUCUCCUUGACAACCAUUCUGGCAUUCGUCACUAGAUUCUGGGGAAUUAGCCAUCCCAAUGAGGUGGUGUUUGACGAAGUCCACUUUGGCAAGUUCGCCUCAUACUAUCUUGAACGAACCUACUUCUUCGAUGUCCAUCCUCCCUUUGCCAAGCUUCUGUUCGCCUUCAUGGGCUGGUUGGUCGGUUACGAUGGUCACUUCCACUUCGAGAACAUUGGCGAUUCCUAUAUUGACAACAAGGUUCCUUAUGUGGCUUUCCGAGCACUUCCCGCCAUCUUGGGGGCCUUGACUGUGUCUGUUACGUAUCUCAUCAUGUGGGAAUCUGGUUACAGCGUUCCUGCUUGCAUCAUUGCCGCCGGGCUAGUCCUCUUUGACAACGCGCACAUUGGCCAGACCAGACUGAUUCUCCUCGAUGCCACUCUGGUUUUGGCAAUGGCGUGCAGUCUUCUCUUCUACAUCAAGUUUUACAAGCUCCGCCACGAACCGUUUAGCCGCAAGUGGUGGAAGUGGCUUAUCCUCACUGGCUUUGCCCUGUCCUGCGACAUGUCCACCAAGUACGUCGGUCUCUUUGCCUUCGUAACCAUCGGUGCCGCCGUCAUCAUUGAUCUAUGGGAUCUGCUCGAUAUCAAGCGCCCUGGUGGCGCCAUCAGCCUUCCUCGCUUUGGACAGCACUUUGCUGCUCGAGCUGUGGGCCUAAUUAUUCUUCCAUUCCUAUUUUACUUGUUCUGGUUCCAAGUCCACUUUGCUGUCUUGUCUAGAUCUGGUCCUGGUGAUGACUUCAUGUCACCCGAAUUCCAAGAGACAUUGAGUGACAACGUCAUGUUGGCAAACGCUGUUGACAUUCACUACUACGACACCAUCACGAUCAAGCACAAGGAGACCAAGGCCUACCUGCACAGUCAUACCGACCGCUACCCUCUACGCUAUGAUGAUGGUCGUGUUUCUAGUCAGGGUCAACAGGUCACUGGCUACCCUCAUAAUGACACCAACAACCAUUGGCAGAUUCUUCCCUCUAGUGACGACAAGCAAAUGGGCCGAAUUGUCCGAAACAACGAGGCGGUUCGAUUGAGGCACGUUGGUACCGACACCAUUCUCCUGUCGCACGAUGUAGCUUCUCCUUACUACCCUACCAACCAGGAGUUCACCUGUGUGUCUCAAGAAGAUGCUUAUGGCUCUCGAAUCAACGACACCCUGUUCGAGAUCCGAAUUGAAAACGGCAAGGAUGAGCAGGAGUUCAAGACCAUCGCCAGCUAUUUCAAACUCAUUCACUUCCCCAGCAAAGUUGCCAUGUGGACUCACGCCAAGCCGCUUCCCGACUGGGGUUCCCGUCAGCAGGAAAUCAACGGCAACAAGCAGAUAGCUCCUAGCUCCAACAUCUGGCUGGUCGAGGACAUUGCCACUCUCCCCGCUGACGAUGCCCGCCGACAGAAGCCCGAGCGCCAAGUCAAGACGCUUCCCUUCUUGCGCAAGUGGUUCGAGCUGCAGAGAUCCAUGUUCUACCACAACAGCAAGCUGACCAGUAGCCACCCUUAUGCCAGCCACCCGUAUCAGUGGCCGUUCCUGUUGCGUGGUGUCAGCUUCUGGACUCAGAAUGACACCCGUCAGCAAAUCUACUUUGUCGGUAACCCCAUUGGUUGGUGGCUCGCGAGCAGUUUGUUGGCUGUCUAUUUGGGUAUUAUUCUCGCAGACCAGAUUUCUCUUCGCCGAGGCAUCGAUGCUUUGGAUCACCGUACCCGCUCCCGCUUGUACAAUUCUACUGGUUUCUUCUGGGUCGCAUGGGCUACGCAUUAUUUCCCCUUCUACGUAAUGGGUCGUCAGCUGUUCUUGCACCACUAUUUGCCAGCCCAUCUUGCCUCGUGCUUAGUCGCUGGUGCCCUCGUCGAGUUCGUGUUCAAUGCGGAACCAGCGGAUGAGCCAAAGCCUAGAAAGAGCCCCAAGAAGCACCUUACGGCCCGCGAGAGAUUUGCCGGCCAGAGCAUGAUGGGAGCCUGGAUCGCCAGUGGCGUCGUGCUGGCUGUCGUCCUUGCCGGCUGGUGGUUCUUCCUCCCACUGACAUACGGCUAUCCUGGCCUGUCAGUUGAGCAGGUUGUCCGAAGGAAGUGGCUCGGAUACGAUCUGCACUUUGCAAAAUAA
Messenger RNA from Pochonia chlamydosporia 170, 2298 nucleotides. RefSeq names its product dolichyl-phosphate-mannose--protein mannosyltransferase 4. Gene Ontology annotation, cellular component: membrane; endoplasmic reticulum. The coding region runs from base 1 to 2298 and encodes 765 amino acids. Lineage: Eukaryota; Fungi; Ascomycota; Sordariomycetes; Hypocreales; Clavicipitaceae. The record is from RefSeq and is a predicted model, not a curated record. Gene Ontology annotation, molecular function: dolichyl-phosphate-mannose-protein mannosyltransferase activity. Gene Ontology annotation, biological process: protein O-linked glycosylation via mannose. The transcript is spliced from 3 exons.